This is a messenger RNA of Triticum aestivum (bread wheat), 1892 nucleotides long. RefSeq names its product protein FAR1-RELATED SEQUENCE 5. The record is from RefSeq and is a predicted model, not a curated record. Bases 118 to 1758 code for a protein of 546 amino acids. Gene Ontology annotation, biological process: regulation of DNA-templated transcription. NCBI's taxonomy places the organism in Eukaryota, Viridiplantae, Streptophyta, Magnoliopsida, Poales, Poaceae. The transcript is spliced from 5 exons.
GAUGGUGCGCCUCCUCCAUCAAUUUUCUCGACGCCAGAACAUGGCGUUGGAACUUCGGCAGGCAGUGGUUCAGAAUUUCCCAUAGCCGAUGAUAACUCAUUGGUGUGUCAUCCGGCGAUGCACUCAUCCAUAUUGAUGCCGCCGUGUACUGUUGAACCAAGGGAGAUGAUGACACCGGAUGCCAGCGCAAGAUACAUACACGGUGAGCAAGUCCGCGAAGAUUUUGUGCCAAAGAGAAAUAUGGGUUUCGUCACCGAGGAGGAAGGGUAUGACUUUUAUCUACAAUAUGCAAGAGAAGCUGGUUUUGGUAUUACGAAGCUCAAGAGGAAGCCGAUGUCGCGUCUAUAUGCAUGCUCCCGACAAGGUACUUCGACAUUUUACAAGCCCGGGGAGGAACGGAAACGUGCAAAGAUGUCAAAGAGAGUUAACUGUAAGGCAGCGGUUAAGAUGAAGAAAAAAGGGAAAGAAUGGAUAUAUGAGAAAGUACUAUUGGAGCACAAUCAUACCCUAAAUCCUGAGCCAUGGGAGUUGAAGCACAUGCAUUCACACAAGAACAAAGACCCUGCUAUCAUGGAAUUCCUUGAUGAUCUGCAGAUGUGCGACGUCUCUCCUAAUGCCACCAUGAAUGUGUUGACCAAGAUGCAUGGCAACCGUGAGAACAUGCCAUGGAGUGAACGUGACUUGCAAAAUAGAAAAGCUGAAAAUGUGCGUAAGGAGCGAGCGGAUGAUGUAAAAAAACUAAAGGCUUUCUUCAACGAGUGCAGAGCACAGAAUAGUAAGUUUUAUUAUGACAUAGAACAUGACUCCGAGGGUGCUCCAAAGAAUAUAUUUUGGAGUCAUGCUAGCUGCCAGGCUAACUAUGCUGAGUUUGGUGAUGUGGUUACUUUUGAUACAACAUAUAAGUGCAAUUUUUACAAUAAGCCAUUAGCAAUGUUUGUUGGGAGCAACCACCAUUUGCAGAAUGUCAUUUUUGGUUUUGCACUCCUCGGUGAUGAGAAGGAGGAAACAUUUGAUUGGGUUUUUCGCACUUUCAAAAUGUGCAUGGAAAACAAAGAACCUCAUUGCAUACUUACAGAUCAAGACCAAGCAAUGGCAAAUGCUCUUCCGGGAGUGUUUCCAAACACUAUUCAUAGGCUAUGCAGAUGGCAUGUUUUGCAUGGUCACAAAGACAGCUUGAAGGUGUUGUAUAACUUGUAUGAUGGUUUGAAAGAGAAGUUGUUGACAAUAAUAAAUCAUCCCCUCACCCCCAUGGAGUUUGAGAAGGCAUGGAUGGAGAUGGUGAAUGAAUAUGGACUCGAGUCAGAUCCUACAAUUGGCAGUUUGUAUGAUCUGCGUACAAGAUGGAUCGCCGCAUACUUUAAGGAUGUUUAUUGUGGGAAAAUGACAUCUACGCAACGCAGUGAGAGCACAAACAGAAUUGUGAAAAGAAACCACAUUAACCCUACAACACCUCUGCACGUGUUUGCAAGAAAAAUGUUUCAGGUUUUGCAAGGGAGAAAAGAAGCAGAAGCCCGAGUGACCAUGGAAUCUCAGGCCCGGCCAAAAACAGUAACAAAUUACCCUCUGGAACAUCAGUUGAGCAGAAUCUAUACCCAUGCAGUAUUCAGGAAAUACAAAGAAGCAUAUGUUUAUGGAACCUCUUUUCUUACAAAGAAAGUUGGCCUGGCUGUGAAGGCCUGGUUGUGGUCCGUCGUGGUGGGUGGAGACACAGACCGCAUGAAGAAGCAAGCAACAGCUGCUAGGUGUGCUGCAAAUUGACCAGAACCUGGCACAUUGCAAAUAAUUACAGAAUGUUUGUAAUAAAAAUCAAUUGUUUAGUCCAGACCCAAGAAUGUAAACUCAUUCAAUCAAUAUUUACAGAUAACCGGAGACCAAACUGGAGGCUCGUCAAA